UAAAUUUAAAGUAUAUAUUAAUUCCUAAGCUUGGUGAUAAGUAAUGAUUCAUCUAGCUUGGUAGCACCGUAGCACACUAUCACCAUUUAUGCUCUCGUUGAGCGCUCUUCUCUUCAUUCAUUUUCCCUCUGCUUCUCAUUUUCUCAUCUUCCCGACUUUUGAGGGGGGCCUACAGUCAAUCCUUACGCCAGUCUAAAGCCCAUUCAUAGCGCCCAUCGAUGUAAGCUUUUUGAAUGCUUCCUUGGCCGUGUCAGGUAUUCUCUCUCGGAUAGCGGAGCUCAUCCUCGUCAAUAGGCAAUUUGCGCGUGCCCUCGAAGCCCUAGGUCCGUUGCUGGAGCAGCUUCUGGAUAUCACCGCGACACCCGGCAUCUCUGUUGGCGUUUUGCAUCAUGGCGAGGUCAUCCAUACCGCGAAUUACGGAUAUCGGGAUGUCGAGCGCCAGCUCUCCCCCGAUACUGAUACGUCCUGGUUGAUCUGCUCCAUGACCAAGGCCUUCACAUGUUCCCUGAUAGGAAUGCUUGUCGAAGAAGGACUUCUUAGCUUUUCAACCCAGCUGCAAGAAAUCUUCCCCGAGUUCCAUCGUCACGAUGCCCAAGCGAACAUUACAAUUGAAGACCUCAUGAGCCACAGGACUGGUCUUGCGCCCAUGGACAAUCUCUGGUUUAGCUCCUACAAUGAAAUCCUCGUCGACAGAUACCAAGCCAUCCCAAUCAUGAGUUAUGCUCCAGUGGCCGGCCAGUUCCGCGCUUCUUUUAACUACAACAACAUUGCCUACGAAGUUCUUGGACAGAUUUUAGAAAAGGUGACUGGCCUGUCGUAUGCAGACCUCCUUCAUAAACGCAUUAUCGAGCCCUUGAAGCUCAAUAGAACCUUCUACGCGGGAGAAACUAUAGAUGACAACACCGCCAGGUCCUAUGCGGCUCUUGCUAACGGCUCAUGGCAUGAGUUGCCCCCGUGGGGUUAUGGGGAUAAUCUUUUCAUCGGACCAGGGGGUGCAAUCCGUAGUUCUGUCAACGAUUUGCUGUUUCUAUACAAAGCCUUGAUGGAUGCAGCUAAUUCGCAGGUAUGGACGGCGGCUAUCACAAAUCCGUUCAGACAAGUCCCGGGUCUCUUCGAAGGGAAAGUCAAUGUUGGCUCAACAUCUUUGCGAGAGUACAGCUACGCCUCUGGUUGGAUCCGAGCGCAGCUACCCGCCAUGGUACACCUAUUCGCUGACUACUGGCCUCCUAUACUUCUUCAAGGCGCCGAGUCCCGUUUGAUGAUACACCACCAAGGCUAUAUAAUGGGGAACGCCGGAAUUGUUACUCUUUUCCCAGAAACGUCGACUGCAAUCGUCGUUCUCGGUAACUCUGCAGGUCUGACUGACGCAAUGAGACUAUUCGGCCAGGUCCUCGUUGAGACGACGUUCGAGAAUGACUUCAAUGCAACCACCUACACCCAACUUGCCCGUGAAGCUAGGGACUACUUCGUACAAUAUGUCCACGAUCGGAACGAAGAACUGUUGGCGAACAAGACCGCGUCGGCACCUGUCAAUCCAUUAAACGCAUACGUGGGCAAGUAUUACAAUAGUAUUAGCAGCUUUUUCAUUGAGAUCAAGCUACAUGACGACAAGCUUCAAGUAGCAUUUCUGGGCGUCGAUAUCGACACUUACGAACUGCAUCCGUACCAGAACGAUAGUUUUUAUUGGACACUAGAUUUUGAUGAAAGCGCAAAACGCGCGAGGCUUCCUUGGUUCCCCGCUGAGUAUUUCGUACUAAGAUUUGGCUGUCGGUCUGAACCGUCGUGGUGGCAGUUCGGAAAAGAAGUCGAUAUGGGCUGUUUGACGUGGAAACAUGAGUUUACAGUACCCGGUGAUGGCGAAGAGUUUCGAAGGAGCGUCGAGGUCAUGGAUCAAGCGGAGUGAAUAAUGCGGUCGGAUCGCAGCAACCUGCAGAUCUAUAGUGGACAUAGUUUGUCUUGGUAGUGUACAAAAGGUUUAUAUAGCUCGAUCCGGGGAUCCUGGAGGCUAUAGUAGAUUGCAUGAACCAUGAUUGAUCUGGGAUAGCUGAGCAGAUAAUUAUUGAUUAGGUGGAGUGGAGGUCAGUAGCAGGGAGCUCGAGGAGAUGGGCCCUUUACAGCACGGCCAUAUACGAUGGGGACAUGCUACUACUAACAGUCUAGGAGAAACGACAUUUAAAUAAUUAUAGCUACGAAAACACUCGCUAUAUUUCCUUACACAUUUGACUUAUUGUAUCUUGUGAACCAUCUGCG
This is a messenger RNA of Xylaria bambusicola, 2250 nucleotides long. Its product is annotated as beta-lactamase/transpeptidase-like protein. The transcript has a single exon. The record is from RefSeq and is a predicted model, not a curated record. Bases 482 to 1903 code for a protein of 473 amino acids. NCBI's taxonomy places the organism in Eukaryota, Fungi, Ascomycota, Sordariomycetes, Xylariales, Xylariaceae.